Messenger RNA from Drosophila obscura, 411 nucleotides. RefSeq lists its product as uncharacterized. The transcript has a single exon. Lineage: Eukaryota; Metazoa; Arthropoda; Insecta; Diptera; Drosophilidae. The record is from RefSeq and is a predicted model, not a curated record. Bases 92 to 307 code for a protein of 71 amino acids.
GGCGGCUGGAAUCUAAUCAAACUACAGCAGAUGACAGGUGGAGAAGCUCUGUCUAGAAAUAUUGGAACUCAGGCUCUGAGACUCUGGCAAAAUGAGCAACCGAAUAAGAUACAGGCGACCGCCAAACACGCAGCGCAGCGUUGAUAGUGUGCAGUCACGAGAGCCAAAGGUCUCAUAUUGGCCCUUCUGGCGUAUCGUCUACUGGCUGGUUGUCUUCCUUGUCAUUUUAGGCGUAUGUUUGGCCCUGUUCUACACCCUCCAAUCGGACCGUGGCCACUGCGACUCGUACGACGUGCGGUGCGAGUGAGUGGAAGGAGUGGAAGCAAAUGGAGUGGAACUCAACUACUUAAACAUCUACACACUUAUACACCCAAUCCAUGCUGCCGUCCAGUUCGUUAAACAAUUCAAUUC